Molecule: messenger RNA, 3819 nt
Organism: Lucilia cuprina (Australian sheep blowfly)
Lineage: Eukaryota; Metazoa; Arthropoda; Insecta; Diptera; Calliphoridae
Exons: 7
Coding region: 572-2200 (542 amino acids)
Biological process (GO): cobalamin transport
Molecular function (GO): cobalamin binding
Source: RefSeq, a predicted model, not a curated record
CUCGUACGAACGAGUACCGUAUAGGAAAGAAGACGCAAUUAGACAAUAUUGCCUAAUCGAAGAAGUAAAGGAUACAACUAUCUCAACUACUACACAAACGAGCAAAUAUUUUAAAAGAAAAAAACAAUAAAAUUUAGAGACACGACAAAAAAGAAAAGAAAAGUCAUCUUUAAAAUUUCACAACGCAGACAACAUCGAAAACCUAAACGAAAACUUAUUCAUAAAAAACGCAAAAAGAAAAAUUUAACAUUUAAUAACGAAAAAAUUAAGAAAAAAUGUUGCAACUCAAAUAAAAUAUAUUCCAGAUUGUUCACAUAGAUUGGAAAAUAUUUGUGAAAUAAUGCGACUACUACUAAAUGCGUGUGUGUGAAAAAUCUCCUAAAUGUAUCAUAAACGAUUACAUAAAAAAUUCAAUAAAAAAAAUCUAUUGCAUUACGUGCGACAUAUUAUUUCAACUAUUAAACGAAAUUAACGAAAAUAAAUCAAUUUUAAACCACAGUUUUACAAUACAUUUUUAAGUUAUUACAAGCUAUCGAUUGGAAAAACAAAGUCUAUACGAAAAAACGGCAAAAUGUCUCAGGAUAAUAGAAUAACCAGUGUUGGUGUGUUUUUUAUAACAACAUUCUUAAUUUUAAACAUUAAUACCCUGCAGUAUGGAUCAUUUGUAAAGGCUACAUCACUGGCUACAGUUGUUACACCAACAGAUACAAGUGUCUCUACAAGUCCGUCUCUAAAUGUCUCUACUGUUAACUCAAUGACCACGGAUGCCCCAGCUACUGCACAAUCUCUACAAGUGGGACAGGAAGCUGCAGUAGUAGAAACAAGCACAGUAGAGCCAACACCACCACCCUCGACCACUUCAAUGCAUGAGCUACUGGGUUCAGCUGGGCCCGAUAAAAGGGAACAAGAGGCCAUUUUAAAGGCUUUAGAUUGGUUGAAAAUGAAAAGGGCCCCCGAUUAUGGUUGGGGCAAUGAUACUCAUGUGGUUAUAUUGGCUAAAGAGCUGUCGGGUGCCCGAGAUCCCUACGAUGCCGAUGGUCAUUUGCAAGUUAUUCAGGAAUUGGAAGACAUGUUGUCGGUUAAAGAAAUGGAAAUAGAAAUUUUAGCCAUGUUGGACAGGCAUCAUACUUUACCUAAGCCUUUGAAUUUGGAAAAAUUGGCUCGUUAUGUUUUGGCCUUGGGCUCUCUGUGUAAAGAUCCCAAACAUUUCCAUGGUCAUGAUUUGGUAGCCACACUGCAGCAUCAUGAACCCACACAAGAUAUAGAAUUUGCUUUGACCACCCUGUCGGCCUGUAGUUCGGCGGCUCAUGUAAGAAAACGACAAAUUCGAAGGCUAUUGGAUAUAGCCAGUGGGGUAACCGAUCAGAGUGUGGAUACAAUUGCCAUGGUUAUUUUGGCUUUACGUUGCAUUGUUACCGAUCAUCGCCACAGACAUCUGCAGCAUUUUGUGCGACGACCAGCUAGAGGUCUAGCCAGUUUACAGGAUCCUCGCGGUAAUUUCGGUUCUUUGCGCAGUACUGCUUUAGCUAUGCAGGCAUUACAGGAUCUGGAACAUGAUCCAGCUGGUUCUUGGAAUAGAACGGCAGCUUCACGUUGGAUUUUAAGCCGCCAACGUGAGGAUGGUGGCUGGAGUGAGGAGCCUUUGCAAGACGGUCAAGAUCCUGAUAUCGGGGUGGGCCUAACAGCCGAUAUUAUUUUAGCUUUGGGUUGGAAGGGCCUAGGAGCCGUUAGGGCUUUACAAUGUGAUCAUGUUAUACGGGAGAAUAGUGAUCCAUCUUCGGAGAACGGUGAACAAAAGUUAGCUGUUCCUUAUGGUUUAACUACAUCAGCCGAAGAAUCUGAUUCAAGAAAUGUUUCUUACACUUAUACCCUAUGGGUAGGCUCAAACGUAACCGAAGCUAUUUCUCUUUCUUUAGUAUCACCGAAAAAUACUACUUUCUUUAAAGCCAUGACCCAGGCGGCCGAAAUGGAUUCAAGGUUUGCUUUUGAAGCUCGAGAAUGGCCAAAUGGCCAUUAUGUGCACACUUUGGCUGGCAAAAAGGAAGAACCCAGAGGGUAUAAUUAUUGGUUACUCUAUCGCUUGCCCGAACUUCCUGAUCCCAAUAAUGCUCCCGGAAAUCAACUUAUAGCACCAGUUGGCGUGGAUGAGCUAAUGGUGGAAGAUGGUGAACAUUAUUUGUAUUGGUACAAAAAACUUUAAGUCUCACAACAGCCAUAAUUAAAGCAUUUGAAAGCAUUCCGUCAACUCCUCAUUCAUCUAAUUUGCAAACGUGGGUUAUAAAAAAUUGUUUUUUUAACUUUAAAAUAUUUAAAUAAUAACGACAUAUGAUUAAGAAAUAUGCUGGUGUUAUAGAAUUUUUCAAAAGUCAAAAAUAAUUUUUUUUAAUUUUCGAUCAUUUUGGUAACUUUAUAGAAUAUAAAUGUGAUGCACACAAAAAGAAUUCGCUUUAAAAUUUAACAAAAUAACCAAAGAAAAAAGCAAAGAAAUUAAGAAGAAAACAAAAACAAAUAAAGUUAAAAUUAAUUUUCAAAUAAAAAAAGCAUCGAACUAAUGCCAAGGAAAUGCCAAUUGACAUUUGAAAUUUGAACUUUGAACUAAGGAGUUUUCAGACAACUUAAAUAACAAAAACAAUAUUCAGAAACAUGCAAUACACAACAAAACAGACACUUUUCAAUAAAGAGCAGAUAGACAGACAGACAUACACUUUCAAAUACAUUAAAGUAAAACCAACAGACAGACAGACAUUCAAGACACCGUUCGUAACAAUAAGUGAUUAUAAAUCAUACAACACUAUUUAAGCAUUAAUAUUUACAUACAUCAUACAAUUCAUACUCAUAUUCAUUAAUUUAUAAUAAUAUUAUAAUAAAAGAAAAAAACAAAAAGAGAAAUUGACAAAAACAUAUUAUAAUUAAACUAAAGAGAAGGUAAAGAAAACACAAAAACCAUGUAGAUAAUAUUUUGUGCAUCUAAAUCGAAUAUAAUUUUGAUAUUGUACGAGCAAACAUACUACACAACAGUAUGUGAUAUUUGAAACAAACAAACAAACAAACAAAAAAAAUUAUUAAAAAAAAAACAAUAUUAAUUAUUAUUAAUAAUAAUUAUAAUACUAAAGAAGAAAAAGAGCUAAAAAAAGUUUGUUAAGUAAAACCUUAAAGAUCUAUAAAACUUACAAAAAAAAAACGAAAAUGAAAAACAAAAACUAUAAACUUUAACUUUAAUAACUUUCAAUAUUCUAUUCUAUUAUAUUGUAUACUGUGCUAUUAUGUUUCUUAUUUACUUUUCUAAGUUUUUUGGUUAAAUUUUACUUUAAUCUAUUUAAUGCAGAGACGAUAUACAAAAUAAUACAUAUAAAAUACUUAAUUAUUUACUAAACUUAGAAAGCCAAACAAAUUUUGUUUAACACUUUUGCAAAUAAAAAAAUAAAAGCAGACAGUUAUUAAAAGUAUUGUAUGUAUUUAAAUCUAAAUCUAUUGGAAAUUUAAAGAAUAAAAGAGAUUUCAAUCAAGACUUUGUAUAUCAAAAUUGUAAUAAAUAAUUCCAAAGGAAAUAUUCUGCAUUAUGUUACAUCUACUCCUAUUGCAUACUCUACUAAAACCUGCUCCAAACCACCAACUUUUAUAAAAUCACAAAAUAUUUUAUUAUUUUUUUCUAAAAAUUUCUUUUUGUAGUUGCUAUUUUAUGUAUAUAUCGUCUCUUGUAAUAAUUCAUAUUCACAUACUGUAGCUAUUAAUCGCUAAAUAUAUAAUAAUCGUGCUAUACACUGAGAAAAAAUAAAAAAAAAAUAAAUGGUGUUUUUUCAUAUAUAUCUAUAAAGAUAA